This is a messenger RNA of Colletotrichum godetiae, 1395 nucleotides long. RefSeq names its product P-loop containing nucleoside triphosphate hydrolase protein. The record is from RefSeq and is a predicted model, not a curated record. The transcript has 2 exons. The coding region runs from base 1 to 1395 and encodes 464 amino acids. Gene Ontology annotation, cellular component: mitochondrial outer membrane. Gene Ontology annotation, molecular function: ATP binding; ATP hydrolysis activity. NCBI's taxonomy places the organism in Eukaryota, Fungi, Ascomycota, Sordariomycetes, Glomerellales, Glomerellaceae.
AUGCAAACCCAUCCAAUCGAUGUGCCUGUUUACCCAGAACCUGUUGGACAAAGAUCCUCCCAGUUGCCGACGCAGACACCCGGAAAGAACCAGGAAACAGAUUUGACGAAACAGCAGCAGGAUCCAAAGAAACAUGAGCAAUCAGAUGAACGUGGUUUCACUGCUCAAGUCGAGGGCGAGCACUCUUCGGAAGAGGAUGAUAACCACCUGCACACCGACCCUGUGAUACUUGCAGAAGUUCCGGAUUCAUCAAUUUGCAAUCACCCAAGUUAUUUAAAAAAUCGAAAUAGCCAUUCGAGCCAUCGCCUGCAAUCUGGGAAGCCCAUCGGGGGUAAUGGCAAUAGUGAAGAUGAUGAGGACGUUGACGAUGACGAAGAACAUCUCAAUGUCUACGACAGCGAUCUAGACUCAAUAUUGGGUAGUGCAACUCAGCACAGUCACUCUCGGAAGAUGCGAAAGUGGAAGAGCUUGGUCAAAGGGCGGUUCGAGAAGAUGCUACUCGAUUGCAUCGUCAACACGGACAACAUUGCGCCAAACUACCGAGACGUUUUUAUUGACCCCUCAAUAAUCAACAAGCUCGAGCAAGUAACUUCGCUUUCGCUCCUACGGCCGAAAGCUUUCUCAUGUGGUGUGCUCAAGGGUAAUAAAGUCACGGGUUGUAUUCUCUAUGGACCCCCAGGCACAGGCAAAAGCAUGUUGGCCAGAGGCAUGGCAAAACAAUCAGGAUUCAACAUGCUGUCUAUCUCAACUUCCGAGAUCUGGCAGGCGCAUCACGGGGAGGACGAAAAGAUGAUCAAGGCAAUCUUCUCUCUGGCCCGGAAACUAUACCCUUGCAUAGUUUUUGUUGACGAGGCUGAUGCAAUGCUUGGUACACGGAAAGCUGACGAGAUUAGACACAUCAGGUCAAUGCUAAACCAGUUUCUCAUGGAAUGGGACGGUCUCGUUAUAGACACCAAGGCCCCCUUCGUCUUGCUUGCCACAAACAGGCCUCUUGACUUGGACCCGGCCGUUCUUCGACGCGCACCGGUGCAGAUACAUCUCAACAUUCCUACACAAAGCGAGAGAGCUGGGAUCCUGGACCUGCUACUCGAGGGCGAGACAUUGCAGCACAUAAACACGAAUCUCAUUGCAAGGCUGACCCCGAAGUACACUGGGUCAAACCUCAAGAAUCUCUGCGUCAUGGCUGCUACCAACUGUGUGAAUUCACAGCCGAAUGACACAACCGAACGUAUUUUGACGAGAGCACACUUCUACUCAGCCCUUCAAACAAUAUCUGCUACCAAUAUGGGGAAGCUCAGUGCGAACGAGUUCAAAAAGUUCGAGGGGCGAUUGGAGAAGAAUGUUGAGGAUUCGGCGAGAGGUGAAGACGAAGAUCAGACCAGACUACAACUAUGA